GCUGGGUGUCACAAUCUUGACAAAAUUUGUAUUCAUAGAAACAAGCUUAUAAAUAUCAUUGACCAUAAUUAUUACUUUUUCAUAACUUCUAACAGAUACUGAGAGAGAGUUGGCAUCACUCAAGGAAUUGUCAGAGAUUAGGCUACAAGAAAUAAAGCAAUUAAAGCUGGAACUUGAAGAGAACAAUUACAACAUGUAUGCAUCUGCUUCUGAUGUAUCAACUGAUGAAUCAUUUGAUAGUGAUACAUCCAUACAAGAGGCUGGAGAAGUGGUGUGGAGUCAUAAAGGUGUCCAUUUCAUCAAUUCAUCAGUAGAUCAAUGCAUGGAGGUAGUCAAUAAACUGGAGAACCAUCAUAAAAUAUUGAUAUUUAGUAAGUCUUCAUCUGAGAAUAUCCAGUUUCUAAUACCAAUUGUAUUGAAGCAAGGAACAAUAAAAAAACUUGUCAUACAGUCCACAUUAUUAACUCGUGAUGAUAUUCUCUCAUUUUCAUCUCAGCUAUCAAUCAACAAAUCACUAACAUUUUUAAACCUGACCCGUGAUUCAAUGAGGGAUGAUGGACUCAUUACAUUAGUGCAAUCACUACAACAUAACAGAACAUUGGAAUCCUUAGAUCUUAGUUACAAUCCUAGCAUCACUUCAGCCAGUGUUCCAUCACUGGCUGAACUUUUACUCACAAACAGCACACUUAGUUACCUUGAUCUCAGCCAUACUAGCAUUGAUACUGAUGGAGUAAUGAUACUAAUGGAAUCAUGCAAGACCAAUAAUACACUCAAGAAAUUUAGGCUAGUCAGCAACAUAACUGAUAGUGUUGUGUAGGCAUGGAGGGAGGGGCUAGCUACAUGAGACUACAUAACUGAUAUAUAAUAUAAAAUAAAAUAUUAUUUUCUUAUAGGCAAAUAGUUAUUGUUAAUAUUUCAGUAUAUUAAUUUUUGUAAAUAGUGAAACAGAAGCAUCUUUAUGUAGGAAGAGGAAAAA
Molecule: messenger RNA, 976 nt
Organism: Amphimedon queenslandica
Lineage: Eukaryota; Metazoa; Porifera; Demospongiae; Haplosclerida; Niphatidae
Product: leucine-rich repeat-containing protein 34-like
Exons: 2
Coding region: 194-817 (207 amino acids)
Biological process (GO): nucleocytoplasmic transport; activation of GTPase activity
Cellular component (GO): cytosol; perinuclear region of cytoplasm; nucleus
Molecular function (GO): GTPase activator activity; small GTPase binding
Source: RefSeq, a predicted model, not a curated record